Dibothriocephalus latus is the source of this 2139-nucleotide messenger RNA. The record is from the annotation of a GenBank genome assembly. NCBI's taxonomy places the organism in Eukaryota, Metazoa, Platyhelminthes, Cestoda, Diphyllobothriidea, Diphyllobothriidae.
AUGUUCAGUCAGUUUACUAAUGCUGCCAAAGGCCUGCCCAGAAGUAAUACCGCCUGCUCCGCCAUCAACGCCAUCUUUGCUGUCAAAGAAAUCCGUCCAUGGACUCUACGACUGCGUACCCUAAUGCAGGGGCACAUUCUCUAUCAUCCCGUCACACCGCUCACCCAGCGAAUCGUCCGCGGAGCCAACCUAACGGCCCUCAUGUUCGAACGCCUCAAGAACGUCUCUAAUGCCUGGGUGGCCAUGGCAGAUGAAGUGUUGCCACUCAUUUUUGUAAAUAGCACUCUGGCUAGGCGACUCCGGGCGUUUAUCACCGUCACUUGUGGGCUUCUACCAAAUCGAUCGGCCGAAGUGACUGAGACCUGUCGCCGACUGGAGUACUUUUUGCAAGCGGACAGGCCGCCACCAGCCAACACCACGCCCUACCUCCAUUGGUCGGAGUUGAUUGAACCAAUCAAAGCCCUCAGUGCUGCGGUGGACGACGUCCUGUCUACCUGCAUCAACUAUGAUCGUUUUUUCGGUUACGCUAAUGCCAGCCUAAUGGAGAAAACAGCCCAGAACCUCAGCGCUGCCGGCCUACCUGUGAUGAUUUUAUACUUUGAUGCUGCACCGGCUACCUCCGCAGAUCUCAGCGAUCUCAACUCCACCCUCCUCGACAUUCGCCUCCGUCUACCCUUUAACGUUGUGGACUUAACACGCAAUUUCAAGGUCCUCGACAAGUAUUGGACUCCGUCUUCACGCCCGCGUGUCAGAGACUCGAUGAAGUACUUCACUAGCGGCUUCAUUGAUGUACAGGAGCAGCUUGCACGCUCCUACCUCACCCUGAUUGGUGGCCUAGACGGUGACGAGGAUGCUAAUCUCUACUCCAAUUUACUGCUUCCGGUUGAGAUGAAAUUUGUGCCCGGUCCCUGCUAUCAGGUGGACCCCAUGCUGCCCAUCUUCGCCUCCAAUCUGCCCAUGAUCGUGGUCAUCAUCUGGAUCUGCACAGCGGUCUUCGCCGUGCGUGCCAUCGUCUACGAGAAGGAGUGCCGGCUGAAGGAGUUCACCAAGGUCAUGGGCAUGGGCAAUCUGGUGCACUGGCUGAAUUGGUGGACGGUUAGUGCUGUGUUGAUGGGCGCCUCCAGCCUGUGCGCAGCCCUGAUGCUCAAAUUUGGCGGCAUCAAUCCCAACGCGGACUUCUUUGUGCUGCUCGGCUGUCUUUUGGCAUACCUUUGGGCCAUCAUUCCACAGGCCUUCCUGGUGUCUGUCUUCUACUCAAAGGCCAACUUUGCUGCAGUUGUCUCGGGCCUAUUCUACUUCAUCAUGUUCAUACCUUACGCUUUGGUCCUCAUCUAUGAGCUGGACUACAUACAGCUUUCCGCGCUAUCCCUUUUUCCACAAGUUGCCCUAGCGUUGGCUUUCACCCGGCUGGCAGAUUUAGAGCGGACUGGGAUAGGUGCUCAGUGGAACAAUCUGUGGGGCACGGAGCUCACUAAUGAGAGCUUUACGCUAGGAAACUGUAUGGUGAUGCUGCUGGUUGAUGGCAUUCUGGCCUUCGUCUGUACGCUCUACUUGGAAGCAGUCCUGCCGAGCACCUACGGCGUGCCGCAAAAGUGGUACUUCCUGUUCAGCCCCAGCUUCUGGAAGAACGUCUGUCGUAAGUGCUGCUGCUAUGCUCGCAACAGAACUGACGAAGACCGGAAAGUUGAUGUUGGAGAGCUUCCGUCGUCGCCGCCGGAAUCUUCGUCUUCGAUGUCCUUUUCGUCAUCCUUCUGGCCACAACACCCAUCAGCACAAAUCUACAAUCAAUUCCACGAACCACCACCAGAUAAGUGCUCCGUUGGCGUUUCCAUCCGCGGUCUGACUAAAACCUAUCGCCGUGGGAAACAGACUGCUGUUAACAACUUGUGGGCUGACUUCUAUGAGGGUCAAAUCACCUCCUUUCUGGGCCAUAAUGGAGCUGGAAAGACCACAACUAUGUCCAUUCUCACUGGUAUCUACCCGGCCACCAGCGGGGACGCUUAUAUCUGCGGAAGGAAUAUCAAGACGGAAAUGCCAGCCAUUCGCACCUUCCUGGGCCUCUGCCCUCAACACAACAUUCUCUACGACCGCAUGACGGUAAAGGAACAUCUCUACUUCUACGGUUCCAUCAAGGGACUC